Menidia menidia (Atlantic silverside) is the source of this 225-nucleotide messenger RNA. NCBI's taxonomy places the organism in Eukaryota, Metazoa, Chordata, Actinopteri, Atheriniformes, Atherinopsidae. The record is from the annotation of a GenBank genome assembly.
AUGUUGGACCGUGGAGGUCCAAAGAUCCUUCCUGUCAUUCCUCAGCUCAUCAUCCCCAUCAAGAAUGCACUGAACACAAGAAACCAUCAGGUGAUGUGCACAACCCUGAAAGUCCUACAGCAUCUGGUGCUGUCUGCAGACAAGGUGGGGGAGGCCCUGGUCCCAUACUUCAGGCAGAUCCUCCCUAUUUUUAACCUCUUCAAGAACAAGAACAGUAAGUUCUAG